AUAUAAAUGAGUGUGCUCAGAAUCCCUUGCUGUGUGCUUUUCGUUGUAUCAACACUUACGGUUUCUAUGAAUGCACAUGUCCAGUCGGCUAUGAACUAAGAGAAGACCAAAAGAUGUGCAAAGAUCUAGACGAGUGUGCUGAAGGUCUCCAUGACUGCAAAUCGAGAGGCAUGACGUGCAAAAAUUUGAUUGGUACUUUUAUGUGCAUUUGUCCUCCUGGAAUGACCCGGAGACCUGAUGGAGAGGGCUGCACAGAUGAAAAUGAAUGCCGCACCAAGCCAGGUAUCUGUGAAAAUGGUCGUUGUAUGAACAUUAUUGGGAGCUACCGAUGUGAAUGUAAUGAAGGAUUCCUAUCAAGUCCAUCAGGCAUUGAGUGUCUCGAUAAUCGCCAAGGGUUUUGCUUUGCUGAAGUUUUACAGACAAUGUGUCAGAUGGCUUCAAGCAGCCGGAAUCUUGUCACUAAAUCUGAGUGCUGCUGUGAUGGAGGCCGGGGCUGGGGUAACCAGUGUGAGCUCUGUCCACUUCCUGGAACCACCCAGUAUAAGAAACUCUGUCCACAUGGACCAGGCUACACUACAGAUGGAAGAGAUAUUGAUGAAUGUAAGGUCAUGCCAAACUUAUGUAGAAAUGGACAGUGUAUUAACACUAUGGGCUCCUUCCGAUGCUUUUGCAAAGUUGGCUAUACCACUGACAUAAGCGGCACAUCUUGUAUUGAUCUUGAUGAGUGCUCUCAGUCUCCUAAACCAUGCAAUUUUAUCUGCAAGAACUCAGAAGGGAGCUAUCAGUGCUCAUGUCCUCGGGGCUACAUCCUUCAGGAAGAUGGAAAGACAUGUAAAGAUCUUGAUGAAUGUCAUACCAAACAACACAAUUGUCAGUUUCUCUGUGUCAACACCCUUGGAGGCUUCACAUGCAAAUGUCCACCUGGUUUUACACAACAUCACACAGCUUGUAUUGAUAACAAUGAAUGUGGUUCUCAGCCAUCGCUUUGUGGAUCAAAAGGAAUUUGCCAAAACACUCCUGGGAGUUUUACCUGUGAAUGUCAAAGGGGAUUUUCUCUGGAUUCUACUGGAUUGAACUGUGAAGAUGUGGAUGAAUGUGAUGGAAACCAUAGGUGCCAGCAUGGCUGUCAAAACAUCCUAGGUGGAUACAGAUGCGGAUGCCCACAAGGAUAUAUUCAGCAUUACCAGUGGAAUCAAUGUGUUGAUGAAAAUGAGUGCUCCAAUCCUAAUGCGUGUGGCUCUGCUUCUUGCUACAACACACUUGGAAGUUAUAAGUGUGCCUGCCCAUCUGGAUUUUCUUAUGACCAAUUCUCCAGUGCAUGCCAUGAUGUGAAUGAGUGUUCUUCUACCAAGAACCCCUGCAAUUAUGGUUGUUCCAACACUGAAGGUGGUUAUCUUUGUGGCUGUCCACCUGGCUACUACAGAGUUGGACAAGGCCACUGUGUCUCAGGGAUGGGAUUUAACAAAGGCCAGUACCUGCCACUGGAUGGAGAUGCUGAUGAAGAGAAUGCUUUGUCCCCUGAAGCAUGUUAUGAGUGCAAAGUCAAUGGCUAUUCCAAAAAAGACAACAGGAAGAAGAGAAGUGCUAACGAUACUAUUGAGCAGAUUAGCUUGGGAAGCCUAGACAUGGACAGUCCUUUGAAGAUGAGAGUCAACAUUUCCAGGCUUGACAAAAAUGAGCAUCUCCUAGAACUCAUGCCAGCCAUUGAGCCCCUUACCAACCACGUGCGCUACAUCAUCUCACAUGGCAAUGAUGAUGGCAUCUUUCGAAUCCAUCAGAGGGAUGGACUGAGUUAUUUGCACACAGUUAAGAAAAAGUCAGUGCCUGGAACUCACACACUGGAAAUCACUAGCAUUCCUCUAUAUAAGAAAAAGGAGCUAAAGAAACUGGAAGACAGCAACGAGGACAACUACCUCCUAGGAGAGCUCGGGGAAGCUCUCAGAAUGAGGCUGUGGAUAGACCUCUACUAGCCAUCUUCCAGACUGAGUCAAGUUCUUCAGUCACUUCUGUUCACCUGUCUACCCACCUGAGCAUAUCUGCUUUUCAAAGGCUUUGAAACAGUCACUGACUUUUGGGGAAGGAAGGGAGAGGGGAAGACCUCUUUCUUUCCAUCCUGUCGAGACUGCAGAACCAC
Leptosomus discolor (cuckoo roller) is the source of this 2134-nucleotide messenger RNA. Lineage: Eukaryota; Metazoa; Chordata; Aves; Leptosomiformes; Leptosomidae. The record is from RefSeq and is a predicted model, not a curated record.